UACCGGCGUCCCACUCAGAUAUGCAAGAGUCAGGAGACAUGAGACCUGCCAAGCGAUCACGGGUUGCACUUGCAUGCCAACGUUGCAAGAAGAGGAAGCAGAAGUGCGAUGGCUCUCACCCUACGUGCUCCAAGUGUAAGCGUCUGGGAUUGACGUGCGAAUAUGUCCUUCCUCCGAAGCCGAUGCCGUUUGGCAGAAACCAUUAUGUAGCUACCUUGGAGAAGAGAGUCGCUGAGUUGGAAGAGUUCUUGGCGAAGAAAGACCUCAUAGACCAAGUCUCGUCGUUCAAUCCCUACGAUCUGAGAGAUGUACGAAAUAUCCCUGAAAGUGGAAGUGUAUCCAACUUCGGGUCUGAUCCUUCCGCGACUAGUCCCUCGAGAAGGAAAAACUCAGCAUUUUCGUUCAGUGAAAUGGAAUCAAGGUCAAGUGACAGUGAGGACGGAGAUUCAAUGGUGCGUAUCUUGCGAGAUCUCUCGCUUGAGACUAAUGGAGGGUAUAUCGGUGCCACUUCGCAAAUCACGAUGGGCAGACUCGUCGGCUCCAUCGUCAAGGGAAAGAAGUACAGUAUUAGAGAAGACCUCAGCCCGAGUCAAAUUACCUAUACUCCAGAGAAGGACGGUUCAACAGAGUUUCCCUUGUCGGACGUCCCACCGUAUAUUGCAGAUCGUCUUCUUGACGGAUACAUGAAACAUAUUGCCACCCGUUAUCCAGUCUUGCACUCCGCAUGGAUACGGGACCUACAUUCAAGACGAAACUUUAUCACCAAUGCCUACGAACGGAGUACGCUGCAUUUGAUCUAUGCAACAGCUGGCCGUUUCUUAGAGACAACAGGAGAGACUGGUCGUUCAUAUUUUCCAGAACGUCAUCAAGCUGAAGUGCUGAAAGAUCUUGAUGAGAUGCUGAGAUACCACGACACGAGGUCGGUUGUUACUUUAUUGCUUCUUGCUGUCUUCAGCUUGCGGGCCAACAGUGGUCCCGGAGCAUGGGCGUACGUUGGCUUGGCAAUGCGAAUUGCCAUAGACCUAGGACUUCAUAGACAAAUUGCAGCCAUGAACAAAUUGGGUCUAGACGUUGAAAUGAGGAAACGGCUUUUCUGGUCAUGUUACACAAUGGACAGGCAAGUGUCAAUUCCUCUUGGCAGACCAUUUGCCAUAGCCGAUCAAGAUAUCGAUGUUCAGCUCCCGCUCGAUGUAGAAGAAGGCUGUCAGGAUAUUGAGGCGUUGGAGGAAGCAUCAAAAAUAGAUCCGAAUGAGGUGAGAACCCAGUCAACAUCUCUGACCGCCUUCUUGCACGUUCUUCGGUUGCGAAGAAUCGAGUCGAGUAUCCAACAGACUAUCUAUCGCGUGGACCAAGCCACGAAUGUUACAGACUCAGAAAUUGAGUUCUAUCUUGACCAGCUAGAGAAGUGGAAGAGCUUGAUACCCUUGGAUGCGAAGAGGCAGGUUGAUCGAGAGGUUGUCCCUUUUGAUGGAUACGAUUGUUAUAUGAUCUUUUACUACAAAUGCCACAGGCUGCUCUUUUAUCCACUAAUAUCAAGACCUCAUGUCAAUCCUCAGUUCUUGAAGAGAUUCGCGGAAGUAUGCGGUGGCGUAGCCCAGACUUACAAGCGUCUGCAUCACACACUUGCUGUAGGUUAUUCUUUAAUGGCAUUGCAGACCGUAUUCAUGGCCGGUCUCACCCUCAUCUAUUGCACGUGGAUCUCCCCAGAACAGAUCUUUAGCAGCGUUACAAGCAAUGAUAUCAAUGCUUAUAGUAUUGUUCUGUUUGUCAUCACCGAGCGCUGGCCUGCAGCCAGGAAAUACCGCGACACGUUCGAAGCCGUCAAACACAACGUGAUUGGCCCGUUAGCUGAGGGGAAGAAUCAUGGACCUCGGCAAGUGGUUGCUUCGUUGAAAUCAAUCAUUCCCUCAAGUCUACCAUCCGUUGCCAUGGGAGAAGAUGGACAGGAAUUCUCACGCAUUGUGACUGAUAUGUCUGGUCAAAAUAUAGUGAACGAGAUGUUUCAACAGCCUGGAGGAGCAUUUGCCAUCGGCAUGGAACAGGUGCAGUAUCAGUCGGGUGAUCUACUUGGAUCGCUACCAGCAGAACCCAACUUCGAGCAGUACCAAGGUCUUGAUACGGACAUGGACAAUGAUAUGGAAGUCAUCGAUCUUCUCAAUCAGUGGCCACCAAACGGGCAAGACUUUUCUGUUGGGUUUGAGCCAUUUGACCUUGAUACGUAUCCUCUCAAUAUGGCUGGUGGUAAUGGGUCUUCAAUGAGAUAAACGUGGGGUAUGGAGAUACAGUAAGAUUUUACCCACACGACAAUGUCUUCGGGUUGUCACAAUAUAGUCUUGAGGCCACCUGACACUCUUGAGGAACUGUUAUCAAUCGUCAAGAUUCAAAUUCAGACAGCACCAUUACUCUUCGUCUUCAGUCCAUUCGUAUCCUUUCCCAGCACAGCCUCAUCUUCUUCAAACUUGAACUUACUGCCAUAGUGGUCGGUUCUUAAAGCAUGCUGACCUAGCUGUCUCAGCAGAUUCUCUCGAAAUGUUCCACCCAGAACAGCAUAGUCUUCAAAAAUCAAUCCUCGCUCAAUCAGAACGGGUCGUAGUAGACUCACUACGUCUUCGAAACUUCCUGGAUUACUGACAUAGGCAAUAUUGAAACCAUCAAUGUCUGCCUCAUCGAUCCACUAUCAUGUACAUUAGCG
This is a messenger RNA of Mollisia scopiformis, 2692 nucleotides long. RefSeq lists its product as uncharacterized. The coding region runs from base 21 to 2264 and encodes 747 amino acids. The record is from RefSeq and is a predicted model, not a curated record. NCBI's taxonomy places the organism in Eukaryota, Fungi, Ascomycota, Leotiomycetes, Helotiales, Mollisiaceae. Gene Ontology annotation, molecular function: sequence-specific DNA binding; zinc ion binding; DNA-binding transcription factor activity, RNA polymerase II-specific. The transcript has 5 exons. Gene Ontology annotation, biological process: positive regulation of transcription by RNA polymerase II; DNA-templated transcription.